CGCUCAGGAAUGGAAUAGACGCCCUAGAAAACAAGAGUAUUGAAACAAUUGGCGCGCCAUGCUGAUUUUUUAGCUGGGUCACGGUGUUUGCAAAAAUCGGGCAAAGUCCAUCUUUAAACAAAAAGCCAAACACUUCAUCACCAAAUUCUCUGUCAUACUAGUGUGACAGGCUCAAUAAUCUAUCAUGGCUAUUGUGAACAAGUUAUUUUUUCAUUUAUUAUCAUUUAUGAGAAGUCAAAGUGUAUUCAAUUUAAUUGUGAUAUAUACUGUUGCUACCAUAAUUAUCUGGAGAUUAUUUUUUAAGAAGAAACGUGGUCCCAAUCCUUUUUCUAAAGAAUGUAUACGACCUCGAAGACCAUUAGUAGUGGAUAAAGAAAAAAGAGAUGCAGUGAUAAAGCAGGGAUUUACUGGAAAAAAGAUUCCCAAAGAUAUUGAUGUGAUUGUUGUUGGUAGUGGCAUUGGUGGUCUUUCUUGUGCAGCACUUCUUGCGAAAGCUGGGAAGAAAGUGCUUGUUUUAGAACAACAUGAUCAGGCUGGUGGAUGUUGUCACACAUUUAUUGAAAAAGGAUAUGAAUUCGAUGUGGGUAUACAUUACAUUGGUGAGGUGCAUGGUAACACCCUUACUCAGACUUUUAUUGACCAGAUAACAGAAGGACAGUUAGGAUGGGCGCCAGUUGAAGAUGUUAUUGACCGAGUGGAGCUUGGUGUUGGUGAUGAUAAUACCUCACAUGAUGUUUUGAAAGGCAGAGAAAACUGGAAACAGGAAUUGAAAAAUAAAUUUCCUAAUGAGCAUGAUGCAAUUGACAAGUUCUUUUGUGCAAUGAAGAAAGCUCGUCGUCUCUAUCCCCAAACAUUUUUAUUAAAAAUGUUACCCCUAUCGUUGGUCAAUGUGCUUCUCAAAACAGGAAUAUUUAAUUUGCUCUCCGAUUUACCAAAAUAUAUCAACAAAUCAACUGGCGAGUUUUUGGACGAGUUAACAAGUAAUAAACGAUUAAAAGCUGCGCUCUGUUAUUCGUUUGGAGAUUAUGGUACUCAACCAAGGGAAUCACCCAUCCUCAUGCAGUUAAUGCUUUUACAACACUACACUCAUGGAGGAUAUUACCCGAUCGGUGGAUCCAGUGAAAUCGCUUUCAACAUUAUACCAGUGAUUGAAAAAAAUGGGGGAAAGGUUUUAGUCCGUGCAAAUGUUACACAGAUCUUAAUAGAUGAAAAUGGAAAGGCCAAUGGUGUCUCCGUCAACAAAGGUGGAGAGGAUUUUAAAAUAUACGCUCCGAUGGUUAUAUCAGCUGCUGGUUACAUAAAUACAUUCGAGAAUCUCGUUCCUGAUUCUGUCAAAAACAACGUGGACAUUCAAAGCGUUCUAAAAAAGGUUCAAAGUGGAUGGGGCGCAAUAUCAAUCUUUGUUGGUUUGGACGGAACGAAUGAAGAGUUAAAUUUAAAGGCUACAAACACAUGGGCGAUGGCUGAAAUUGAUUUGGAUAAGGGUGUUGAUGAGUUUCUGUCAUUGCCAGCAGAAAAAGCUGGUGAGAGUGACAUCCCAUUGCUCUUCAUUUCCUUUCCUUCAACGAAAGAUCCAACUUGGAAUGAAAGGUACCCUGGAAAGUCUAACUGCACUAUUGUUACCUUAGUCAACUGGGAAUGGUUUCAAAAUUGGAAAGACGAAAGGGUUAUGAAAAGAGGAGAAAGUUAUGACGAGUUGAAAAUGCGAAUAGGAGAGAAAGCCUGGGAACAGACGCUGAAGUUUUAUCCUCAGUUAAAAGGAAAACGAAAGUACUUCGAUGUUGGCACUCCUUUAUCGAACAAGUAUUAUAUCGCAUCUCCCAAGGGUGAAAUCUACGGACUCGAUCACACCCUUAGUAGAUUUGAUCUUUCUGUAUCAGCACGCUUAAGAGCCAGCACGCCUGUUCCAGGGCUGUAUCUUACUGGACAGGAUGUGUCUACAUGCGGUUUUGCAGGGGCUUUAUAUGCGGGUCUGCUUACUGCUUCCACUGUCCUUAAUCGGAAUCUGAUCAACGACUUGAUUGCAGUGAAAAAAGAGGUUAAAAGAGAAGCAAGCAAGAAAAAAGAUUAAACAUGAUAUAGAAUAAUUUCAGAUCUUUGAAUAUUGUAUGUAAAGGCUAUUUCGCUAUUAAGGGUCAUUACCCAGCGGACGAUCUGCAACGAAAGUAAUUUAUUAAACCAAGUUAUCGAUAAAUAAGAAAUAUUCGAGUUCGGUUUUUAGUUUUUGUGUCAUUUUUUUUACCUUUUUUUGAAAUAAAAAAAGGUGUUAUAAAAUUUCAGCUCGAUUAAAAUUUAAAUUUUAAUCGAGCUGAAAUUUUAUAACACCUUUUUUUAUUCAAAUAUUUUUUUAAGCGUAAAUAUGUUUUGUUUCCGGUAAAAUUCUUGUUGAUCAACUUGGCAGCCUUUUCUACGCUAAUUAAACGCCAUUUGGAAUGAAUUUUCGCGAAAUUUAGUUACCGCUAAAAUCGUUACGUAACUCGCUAUUAGCGAAAUAUUUGGGCUUGUUAACUUCGCAAAUAUUAUUUCUUGAAAAAUUUUAAAAUAAAUCUUGUUAGAAUUUCUUCAUAUUAGCUAUUAUUCUGUGUUGUAUCUUUUUAUAACUAAAUAAAUUAAACUCCGAUUA
Hydractinia symbiolongicarpus is the source of this 2623-nucleotide messenger RNA. RefSeq names its product all-trans-retinol 13,14-reductase-like. NCBI's taxonomy places the organism in Eukaryota, Metazoa, Cnidaria, Hydrozoa, Anthoathecata, Hydractiniidae. The record is from RefSeq and is a predicted model, not a curated record. Bases 185 to 2071 code for a protein of 628 amino acids. The transcript is spliced from 6 exons.